AUGGAUGAUGAUGAUGAUGCUUUGGAUGAUGAUGAUGAUGUUUUGGAUGAUGAUGAUGAUGCUUUGGAUGAUGAUGAUGAUGAUGAUGCUUUGGAUGAUUAUGAUCAUUUGGAUGAUGAUGAUGAUGAUGCUUUGGAUGAUGAUGAUGAUGAUGAUGCAUUGGAUGACAAUGAUGCUGCUUUGGGUGAUGAUGAUGAUGCUUUGGAUGAUGAUGAUGAUGAUGAUGCUUUGGAUGAUUAUGAUCAUUUGGAUGAUGAUGAUGAUGAUGCUUUGGAUGAUGAUGAUGAUGAUGAUGCAUUGGAUGACAAUGAUGCUGCUUUGGGUAUUUCAAAUGAAAUGGACAAUCAUUUGAAUCGAUCAGAAAAUUCCGAUAUUGAAAAUAUUGAUGAACUAUCAGAGCAGAAUAAUGAAUAUGAAACAAUAAAACAUUUUCAACAAUCAUUUAAUACAAACAAAUUCAUUAAAAAUAAAUCAUCUAAAUAUAAACAAUCUAUUUAUUGGUUAUGUUAUUGUUAUAAACCUAUUAUAACAAAACAAUGUAUAAAACGUCAAUAUAAUUAUAGUAAAACAAUUAUUGAAAAACAUAUUUGUUAUCCAUGGUUAAGACGUAUAUUUUUUCAUUUAUCUAAUUAUUUUCCAAAUCUUCAUACAACUAAAUCAUCAAAAUAUUAUCGAUCACAUAUUUGUACAUCUACAUCAUUACCAUGUACAUCUAUAACUACAUCUACAUCUACAUCAUCAUCAUCGACAACAACAACAACAACAAUAGGAAUUAAUCGUCGACAUAGUAACAAGUUAUCAAUCAAUAAAACUAUGUAUACCUAUAAUGAUAGAUCAUCAAUUAGAUUAUAUAAUAAUGAUAAUGAUAAUCAAUUCUUCUAUCCACAAAAUUCAAUUCAAUGUAUGAUAAAUUCAAGUGAAAGAAUAUCAAUGAAUGAUCUUAAUUCAUUAGAUAUAUCUUAUCUUACAGAAGAUCAUCAUCAUAAUAAUAUUAAAAACGAUAUCAGUAAUAAUAAUAAUAAUAAUAAUAAUAAUAAUAUAAAUAGGAAUAUUAAUAAUAGAUAUAAACGUAGACCAUUACAAAGACAAAAAUCGAAUGGAUUUAUUGAUUUAGAUAUUGAAUCAGAAAUUAAUUAUAGAGAAAGAUUAACUUCUAAUUCUUCAUCUGAACAUAAUAAUCUACAUAUACAUAAAAUUAAAUUAAUAACUCCUAAAACAGAAUCAUUAAUACAAUCUAUUGAACAUUAUCAAUUAAAUGAUAAUCUAAUUCAUGUUAAACAACAUAAUAAUCAACUUCAAGGAACACAUACAAUUUUAUCAACAUCUUCAUCAUCAUCAUCAUCAUCGAUUAUUGAUCAAAUCAAUCAAUCAAAAUCCAUUCAACCCGUAUUAUCUAAUCAUGAUCCAUCCACAGGAAUAAAAUCUCACCAUCAUCAUCAUCAUCAUCAUCAUCAUCAUCAUCAUUUACAAAGGAUCAAUAAUGAACAAAAUAUAAUUAAAUCAUCUGAUCUUAAUUUAAAUAAUAACAAUAAUAAUACUAUAAUAAAAUCAAUAAAUCGUCGAGCUUAUAUGACCCGUUCAGCUAAUUUAAUAUAUGAUACAUUAGAUGAACCAAUUGAUGAUAAUAAUAAUACAAUAAAUGAUCCAUAUAAAACAAUCUUAUCUACUUCUACACAAAUUUAUAAGGAUAAUAAUAAUAUGAAUUAUAAUUUAGGUUAUAAUGAUAUACCUGAAAAUCAAUAUUGUAUUCAAUUUAAAAGAGUAAAAGCUCGACGUACCAGUUCAAGUUCACAAAAUGAUUGUAGCAAAAUAAUCAAAAAUAGAACAUUUAAUAAAGAAUAUUCUAUACAUGAUUAUAAUAAUAAUAAUAAUAUUCAAUCAAAAGUAUAUACAUCGAAUGGUAUACAUGAUAAUUGUACAUUUAAUGAUUUACCACAUGAUCAUGAACCUGUAAAAAAACAUUUAGAAUCAUGGUUAAAAGAAACUGUUACUAGAACAAUACAAGGAAAAACUCUAAAUAAUCGAACAAGAAGAAUUCCAAUAUCUCAUGUAAGUAGUGGUGAAGAACAAAGAGUACCACCACCAGAAAUAGUUACACCACAACCGCAUAGUUUUGAUGGACCAGUAACAGAUUAUCAUCAAUCAUCUAUUGAAAAAUUAUUUCAUAAAAGUUUAAAUCAAUCAAUAGAUAGUUCACAAAUGAAAUCUUCAUUGAUUACUAAAAAUAGUAUGGAUGAAUAUUUACCUUCUUAUUAUUAUGAAAGUAUUCAUGAUAAACAACCAGAAAUUAUUGAUUAUCAUAAUAAUAAUAAUAAUAAUAAUAAUAAUAAUAAUAAUAAUAAUAAUAGAAAUAAAAUCGAUGAAAAAAUCAAUUUAUCUUUAUUAGAUCAUAAUAGAUCAUAUCAAAAUAAUAAUAUUAAUCCUAUAAACAAUCAUAAACAAUUGAAAUCAAUUCAAAAAUCAUCUAUUAAUCAAUAUAGAAACUGUACUACUAUUAAUCCUAAUAGUAGUAGUAGUAAUAAUAAUAAUAAUAAUCAAAUAAUGAAUGAUUAUACAGAUCAUACAUUACCAUUGAUGAUCAAUAAUGAUCAUUUACAAAGAAAUUGUGAUCAUUCACCUAAAGAAUCAGAUUGUAUAAAAGAUAAAUAUUUAUAUUCAUAUAAUCUAUCUAAUAAUGAUAAUCAUCAAUCAAUGAUGUAUAAUACAAAUAAUAUUAAUCCUAAUCAAAGAUAUAGUUUUACAGAGAAAAUCAAAUUAUCUAAAUCAUCAAAUAUGACAACAUUAUCAGAGAAAUAUCGUUUAACUCAUACUUUAUCUGAUGAGAAUAAAAAUAAACUAAUCUUAACAACAAUGAGUACUCCUAAUACAUCCCAAUCAUUACAUAAAUUAGUAAACAUAAAAAAAUCCCCUCAAAUAUCAAUGGAUCAUCCUAAUCAAUCAAUCAAUGAUACAUUAUAUAAAUAUGAUACAAAAUAUUCACAUAAAUUAGAUCCAUCAUUAUCAAUGGAUUAUAAUGUAUCACAUCAACCAUAUCAUAAUAUAUAUGGUGAAAGACGAUAUUCACAUCAUUUAAAACCAUUAGAUGCAUGGCAAAAUAGACAAUCACAUAGUAUGGAAAUUGUUUAUACUACACCAACUAAUCAAUAUUUAUCAUUAUCUAGUCCACAAAAACAUAGUCCAUUAUUAAAACAAUGUGGUAUUCGUAAACUUCCAGCUAUUUAUAGUCGAUCAUUACAACAUUCUACAUGUUCAUUUCCUAUUCAAUGGGGUGGUUUUCUUAGUGGACCAACAUUAUCUUUAACAUCAGCAUUUGAUUCAUCUAGUUUAACACCGGAUUCAUCAUUAAAUUAUAAACAAUUUUUUCAUAAUUCACUUGAUUCUCAUGAACCAACACAAUUUAUAACAGGAAUAAAACAUCAACAAUAUUAUCAUCAUUUAAAAAAUUCAUAUCAAGAUAAAUGUUUUAUUUCUCAAGAUCAUACUUAUUCACCUAUAGAAUCACCAAAAAAUCUUAGUCCAUUAGAAAAAACCAUUAAUAAUAAUAAUAAUAAUAGAACUAUUAAAAGUUUACAACAAUCACGUAUUAAUUUAUCACCAUGUCCAUAUAAUCCACAUCGAAUUACACGUAAAGUACAUAGUUUUGAAUUAAAUCCUAAUCUAUAUUGUCAACAACACAACCACCACCACAACCACCACCACCACCAUCAUCAUCAUCAACAACAACAACAACAAAAACAAUCACCAUCAUCAUUAUCAUCAGAUUUUAUGAAAAAUACUACAACAUUAUUAAAAGUAAAAGAUAAUCUAACAUUAACCCAAUCCAAUACUUCAUCAAGACGUGGUUCAGUAAAUAGUAAUCAUUCUAUAUUUCAAUGUAAAGAAUUAAAAUCAAAAUUAAAUAAUGAUAUAUUACCUAGUAGCAAUAAUAAUAAUAAUAAUAAUAAUAACCAUAGUAACAAUACAAUAUUCAAUUCUUCUACUUUAUUACAAAAUGAUAAAAUUAAACCAUUAGAAAAACUGAUACCACCAGAUUUAAUAUUUAGUCCAGCAUCAAGACGUGCAUCUAUGAUGGAUGAUGAUAUAUUAAAUGUACAACAUUCAAUGUUAAAUAAUACAACAAAUAAUCUACAUGAAGUUUAUUUAAUUAAUGAUAAUCAUAAUUCUAUACUAUUGAAUGAUUCCAUUCAAUUACAUCAUCCAAAUAUGAAUGAUCUAAAUGAUCAGAAUAAAUUAAUACCAAAUAAUUUAUUACAAUUCAAUCAUUCUAAUUCAUUAUCUUAUCAAAAUUUAAAUUACAAAUAUAAUCGACAUAAAUCAGCUGAUACAUAUUUAUCACCAAGUAAAUUAAAUAAUUUACAUCAUUUUUAUUCACAUAGAAACAGUACAAAUAUCCAACAACAACACCACCCCCACCACCACCAUCAACAAUAUAAUAAUAAUAAUACAUUCUUAACAAAACAUUACAUAGAUUUAAAUCAACAAAAUAUUACACCACCACCACCACACUCCCCUUUAUUGACCAUUAAUAAUAAUAAUAAUACUAACCUUUAUAAUCAUGAAGAUGAUCCAUAUCCAUCAUAUAUACAUGCAACAACAUGUUCUUCCCAGAAUGAAUUGGAUUCUAAAUAUAAGAAAAAUGAUAAACCAAUCAAUAAAUCAUCAUUAUUAUUAAAUCAUUAUAAUUCUGAUUAUAAUUUAACAUCUAUAAAACAAAUACAAUCCAUAUCAGAUGAAGAAUAUGCUAAUAAUAGUAAUAAUAAUAAUAAUAAUAAUAAUAAUAAUAAUAAUAAUAAUAAUAAUAGAUCAUUCAUUAAAACAAAAAUGAAAACACUUAAAGGGAAAGAUUAUCUAUUUAAAAGUACACGUGGUAGUGAUACAAAUAUUAUUGAUCCACAAUUACUUAAACCUUCAUUAAGACCAGUGAUUGAUAGUAGUGAUGAGAAUACAAGUGAUCUAUAUGAUGAUGAUGAUGAUGAUGAUAAUGAUGAUGAUGAUGAUCAAGGUGUUCAACGAUCACAAUCAAUGAGCAUUCCAUCUUCUAUAAUCAAUCCAUUACAAUCAAGAAUAUAUUCUAAAAAUAUUCAUCUUAAACAACUUAAAACUGAUAGUCAUGCAGCUAGACGUAAAAGUUUUCUAGCAAAUUAUUGUCAACAAACUAUUCAACAAGAUGAUGAACAAACUAAUGAAGAUAUAAAAAUAACUAAAAAUGAUAAAUUAGAUAAUGAAUUAAAUAAAACAAACAUUAAAUCAAGUCAAUAUGAAUCAACUAAUGAAUUGAAUAAUUAUAGAAUUAAAUAUUAUACUGAAGAUAAUAAUGAUUAUGUGAAUAACAGAGAUUUAACAUUCUUACAAAUAAAUAGAUCAAUUAAUACACGAUGUAAAUCUAGUGAUUCUGGAUUAAACUACUUUAAUCACUUUAUGAGUAGUAAUAAAGAUUAUAAGAAAUUAUCAAAUACACGAGAACUCCCAUCAAUCCAUCAUCAUCAUCAACAACAACAACAACAACAACAACAACAACACCAUCACCAGGAUUAUCAUUCUAUCAGAAGAAAAUCUCGAACAAAGUCAAAAUAUCAUUAACAAUUAAAUCUAAUUAUAGUAUAUGAUCAUAAAUGACUUGCAUUGAAUGAAUGAAUUAGCGAAUUUGGGGAUAUUUUAACAAAUGAAUUUAAUUUGUUGUGUAAAUCAUUGAUUGAUAUUGGCGUUUUGUAUAUUAAAACAAUCUAAAUUAAGAGAAUGUAAUAGUUUAAUGUCAGUUUGAUGUGGGGUUUGUUUCAUUUUUUGUUUGUUUGUUUGUUUGUUCAACUUCUAUUUUUCUUUUUUUUUUCACAUUUACAUUUUGAUCAUUUUAAUGUUGAAUAAAUUAACUACAAAUGUAAAUACAUUAAUAUUUGUUGAUGAUAUGUAGAUUGAAUUUUGAACUACAUUUAAAAUUGAUCAAAGUUAUAGUGGGGACAGUCCACUCUCCCUCUCGAAAUGCUCUCAC
Molecule: messenger RNA, 5986 nt
Organism: Schistosoma spindalis
Lineage: Eukaryota; Metazoa; Platyhelminthes; Trematoda; Strigeidida; Schistosomatidae
Source: the annotation of a GenBank genome assembly